Acanthosepion pharaonis is the source of this 591-nucleotide messenger RNA. The record is from the annotation of a GenBank genome assembly. NCBI's taxonomy places the organism in Eukaryota, Metazoa, Mollusca, Cephalopoda, Sepiida, Sepiidae.
AUGUAUUUCAGUCUAUUCUUCUCUAUCUAUCUAUCUAUCUAUCUAUCUAUCUAUCUAUCUAUCUUAGACUUCUAUUCUUCUCUAUCUAUCUAUCUAUCUAUCUAUCUAUCUAUCUAUCUAUCUAUCUAUCUUAGAGUGUUAAUAUUUAUCUCAAUCUGUUUCUUAUCUAUGUAUUUCAGUCUAUUCUUCUCUAUCUAUCUAUCUAUCUAUCUAUCUAUCUAUCUAUCUAUCUAUCUUAGACUUCUAUUCUUCUCUAUCUAUCUAUCUAUCUAUCUAUCUAUCUAUCUAUCUAUCUUAGAAUUCUAUUCUUCUCUUUCUAUCUAUCUAUCUAUCUAUCUAUCUAUCUAUCUAUCUAUCUAUCUUGGACUGUUAAUAUUUAUCUCAAUCUGUUCUUAUCUAUGUAUUUCAGUCUAUUCUUCUCUCUCUAUCUAUCUAUCUAUCUAUCUAUCUAUCUAUCUAUCUAUCUAUCUUAGACUGUUAAUCUGUUUUAUCUCAAUCUAUUCUUAUCUAUCUAUCAUAUCUAUUUCUAUCUAUCUCUAUUCUCUAUCUAUCUAUCUAUCUAUCUAUCUAUCUUCUAUCUAUCUAUCUUAA